UGUCCAUAUGCACGUCGAACACUGCGAGCCAUUUAUGGACCUAGCGGCUGCGAUUCAAUGUUCGCAUGCAUGCCUCAGAGGCACUAGCUCCGAGCUCACAUAGCACGUUCCUUGCCUGCUGCUGCCUGAUAUGGCUGUAUGAGUCUUUGCUUACAUCAAUCUUUAUGCGCCUUCCUCAUUCUUGAUACAUCUCUCGAUGCCAUCAGGCAUUUCUGUGCACAAUAAAUGCGUCACAAGACUCUAAUUAAAAGCUUCUGAUCCCUCGGCCUAUGCAUCCUCAGGCAGCUCUAUGCAGCAGAACCCGCAACGCACACGGUAUUCAUUUACAAGUACCCUGUGGAUUCACGAAAAACACUCGGUCAUUGUGGCUUCCUGCUUCGACGACAUUGAAAGCGCUCCUUACCACCUACCUUUUCCCCUCCAGCAAUCAUGGAACAAAGAUCCAUCCUCGAUUUCCUUAAAAAGCCAGGUUCGGCACGACCAGAGUCGUCUCGAUCACAACAUUCUCAUCGAGAUCAACCUUACCGCCGCAAUAAUACCAACGCUCACAAACAUCACUCAUCUAACCAAAAGCGACCCCCUGACCGCCGCCGCAACAUGAGUCUCAAACUAGUUGCCGACGAGACCAAAGAAGCACUCCCGAAUGUCCGGGCUCAGCUUCCACCGGAGUUUGAUGUUGAAUGGUCUUUUCUCGAAGAUCUGAAUCAUCGAGAUUCAGCUCCUCUUCCGGCGGACUUAUGCCCAGCUUUAACGACACCGUGUACUAUUCAAGUACUCGAUAUGGAUUCAUUCGAUGCGGCAAUCCAGCUAGACCCCUCUCACACCGUCAACCAGCAUGUCACCAAGAAAAGGUCGGAUACCAGUACUGAGAAGGUGACCCCAGUGGCAGUCCUAAACCUUGCUUCCGAGCGUUCACCCGGAGGCGGCUGGCAGAAGGGCGCCCUCGCCCAGGAGGAAUGUCUGUGCUACCGCUCUUCGCUCUACCUCUCGCUCAACCGAAAACUUUACCCAAUACCCCCUCUCUCUGCCAUAUACUCACCAAACGUGGUCAUAAUACGCGAAUCCAUGUCAAGAGGCCACAAGUUACACAGUAACACUUGUCCGCCUGACCUGCCCGCAGUUUCCGUCAUCAGCGUAGCAGCACUUCGUCAACCGGAAUUAUCAAACGACGGCACAGCGUUUAAAAGCCCUGGCGUAAGGUCUCACACCAAGAAGAACAUUCGCCUCAUACUGCGCGUUGCUGCUCGACAUGGACACAGAAAGCUCGUGUUGGGCGCACUGGGCUGCGGUGUAUUCGCCAAUCCGCCACGAGACGUCGCAAAUUGCUUUCUUGAGGUUUUUCGAGAGCCAGAAUUCCAAGGAGGGUGGUGGGAGAAGGUCGUGUUUGCCGUCAUGGACAACGUAAACGGACCAGAUGGUGGCAAGGACGGCAAGGGAAACUUUGGUCAAUUCUAUCAGGUUUUACAUGGACAAAUUGCGUGAAUAGUGGCCGACAGGGUUGGUAGGGAUUUGUGUAUGCAUUCCCCAACUGUCUCACGACCCAGGGAUCAGGCAGCGGACAUUACUGCUAUAGCUUCGUACAAUGCUCAGAAUGCAUACUAAAUGUAUCCACCGUACUUUGUGUGGCGAUAACUCUACAAUAUUAUACGUGUAUACCUU
This is a messenger RNA of Alternaria alternata, 1659 nucleotides long. RefSeq lists its product as hypothetical. The coding region runs from base 430 to 1482 and encodes 350 amino acids. NCBI's taxonomy places the organism in Eukaryota, Fungi, Ascomycota, Dothideomycetes, Pleosporales, Pleosporaceae. The record is from RefSeq and is a predicted model, not a curated record. The transcript has a single exon.